Molecule: messenger RNA, 1170 nt
Organism: Trichomonas vaginalis G3
Lineage: Eukaryota; Parabasalia; Trichomonadida; Trichomonadidae
Product: disulfide-isomerase C17h9.14C-related family
Exons: 1
Coding region: 1-1170 (389 amino acids)
Biological process (GO): protein folding
Cellular component (GO): endoplasmic reticulum
Molecular function (GO): protein disulfide isomerase activity
Source: RefSeq, a predicted model, not a curated record
AUGUUCACAGUUUUGAUUAACUUUGCAUUAAGUCAAGUGCAUUCAAUUACCUCAGAGGAAGCUGACAAAUUAUUCACUGAGGAGCCCCAUAAGCCUAUAUUUGUAACUCUUGAAUCAAUGUGGUGCGCUCAUUGUUUAGAAUUCAAGCCUGUUAAAGAGCGUAUUGAACAAUUUUACAAAGAUAAUGAUAAAGUCGAUAUAAUGAUGAUCUCUUGUGAUAACGAAAGAGAUCUUUGUAGACAAUUUCAAGGAGAAGGAACGCCAAGACUAUACAUGGUUACGACAACAAUAAUAGAUGCUGAAAGAUAUGAAGGAUCAAGAUCUUUUGAAGAAAUUCGAGCUUUUAUUCAAAAAUUUAUUCAACCACCUGUACUUCAAAUUGAAAAUGAAACACAACUUUCCACUGAGCUAAAUGCCAAUUUAGAAUCUUCGAUAUUCUUCUUACAAGAUUUUAAGAAUACAAAUUUAUCACAAAUAUUUUCAGAGAUUGCCAAGCAAUAUGUUAAUUAUCCAGCUAGAUUUUACAAUAUCACAUAUAAGUAUUUCCAAUCCGAUGAAUCUCGCAUCUAUCACUAUUAUACUCCUACAAAUAAAACUCUUCCUUAUUCAGGUCAAAUAAAUUUCGAUGAUGUACAAGCAUUUAUUUACGAACAUCUUUAUCCACCGUUUGGAUCACCUUCUUCAACUUUCUUUGAGAUACAAACAAAAUUAAAAGAACCAUUUAUUGUUUUGGAGGACUGGGAGAAGAAAUUCACCAAAGAAAUACAACAGUUAACAUUGAAAUUACCAGAUAACCUCAAAAUUAUUGAUAUUGACUGCAUGUCAUAUGAAAGAUUUUGCAGAGCGAUCAGAGUUGACAUUACGCAUCGUCCUUUCAUUUCUAUGGUCAAGAUGCAUAAGAAUACUUGGUAUAAAUUUGAUUCCGAUUACGAUCCUGAAAAAUUUGUUGAAUGGGCCAAUAAAGCAUGGCAAGGAAAACUGAAAGAGUAUGGACCAGGUGCUGGAAUCAUGGGAUUUUACAGAAGAGUCGUCAAACCUUUUGUUCAGAAAAAUAAGUUAUACUUUUAUUUAGGAAUCGCUUUUGUUGUUCUUAUAAUAAUCAUACAGAUAAUCAAGGCUUGCUGCUUCAUUAUUGGAUUUGAUGGUCCUGAAAAAUACAAAUAUGAUUAA